This is a messenger RNA of Acanthosepion pharaonis, 2103 nucleotides long. Lineage: Eukaryota; Metazoa; Mollusca; Cephalopoda; Sepiida; Sepiidae. The record is from the annotation of a GenBank genome assembly.
AUGCGUACACGGACCGGAAAGGGAGUGCCUUUGAUUUCUCUGUAUAUCUCUCUCUUUCUCUCCCUCUUUCUCACAAUCUAUCUAUCUAUCUAUCUAUCUAUCUAUCUAUCUAUCUACAUAUAUAUUGUUCUGACCAAAUCUAUCUUACUAUAUAAGUUAAUUUCUAUGUAUCUCUCUCUCUUUCCCUCUCUCCUCUCUCUCUCUCUCUCUCUCUCUCUCUCUCUAUCUGAUUUUAGUAGUAAAAGACGUCUUAUUUACGAAUCCUUGCUUAGUAUGGCAGAUGGUCAUAGAAGUGGGGCAUUCAAUAAUCGAUUGCAGAACACAGGGUAUAACCAUAUCUAUCUAUCUAUCUAUCUAUCUAUCUAUCUAUCUAUCUAUCUAUCAGUCAAUCAAAAUCUCUAUCUAAGCUUGUUCAUAUCUAUCUAUCUAUCUAUCUAUCUAUCUAUCUAUCUAUCUCAUUCCAUUCAUAUCUAUCUAUCUAUCUAUCUAUCUAUCUAUCUAUCACAGUCUGUUCAUAUCUAUCUAUCUAUCUAUCUAUCUAUCUAUCUAUCUAUCUAUCAAAAUCUAUAUCUAAGCUUGUUCAUCUAUCUAUCUAUCUAUCUAUCUAUCUAUCUAUCUAUCAGUGUGUGUGUGUUUGUAUGUGUCAGUCUCUCUGAAUUUAUUCAUAUCUAUCUAUCUAUCUAUCUAUCUAUCUAUCUAUCUAUCACACAAUCUAUGUCUGAUCCUUUUAACUUGUUUCUAUCUAUCUAUCUAUCUAUCUAUCUAUCUAUCUAUCUAUCUAUCUAUCUAUUAAUGUACAUUUCAAUUAACCUUUACCGCCACCCAAAUCGUUAUAAUACCCUUGCUUAUCUUCCCUUCCACCUUCUUCUUCUUUCUUUUUUUCUUCUUUCUUUCUUCUUCUUUCUUCUUUUUCUUCUUUCUUUCUUCUUUCUUUCUUCUUUUUCUUCUUUUUUUUCUUCUUUCUUUCUUCUUCUUUCUUCUUCUUUCUUCUUUUUUUUCUUCUUUCUUUCUUCUUCUUUUUCUUCUUUCUUUCUUCUUUCUUUCUUCUUCUUUCUUCUUUUUCUUCUUUCUUUCUUCUUCUUUUUCUUCUUUCUUUCUUCUUUCUUUCUUCUUUCUUUCUUCUUUUUCUCCUUCUUUCUUCUUUUUCUUCUUUCUUUCUUCUUUCUUCUUUUUUCUUCUUUCUUUCUUCUUCUUCUUUCUUCUUUUUCUUCUUUCUUUCUUCUUUCUUUCUUCUUCUUUCUUCUUUUUCUUCUUUCUUUCUUCUUCUUCUUCUUUUUCUUCUUCUGGCUUAUUUUCUUCUUUUUCUUCUUUCUUGCUUCUUCUUUUUCUUCUUUCUUCUUCUUCUUUCUUCUUCCUCUUUCUUCUUUCUUCUUUUUCUUCUUUCUUUCUUCUUCUUUCUUUCUUCUUCUUUUUUCUUUUUCUUCUUCUUUCUUCUUUUUCUUCUUCUUCUUCUUUCUUCCUCUUCUUCCUCUUUCUUCUUCUUCUUUCUUUUUCUUUUUCACAUCCUCCUCUUCUCUUUCUAAUACACCCAACGACUGCCAGAAUACCACGAUUAUCUCCGACCAAUCUGGCCCCGAUAGCCUCGCGGAAUUAAAUCUUUCUUGUUUUUCCUUCAUUGUCUCAAUUUCUUACCUUCCCCUCUCAUUUAUUAUUAUUAUUAUUAUUAUUAUUAUUAUUCCGUCUCUCUUUGCUUCCUUUUCCCCAAACACUCCUCACUCUCAUGAUUCUCUUAUUCAUUUUUUAACUCCAUCCUCCGCCCCCUCCUUUCCUCUUCCUCCUCCUUCUUCUUCUUCUUCGUUUUUCUCAAUCGUUUUUUUGUUGUUCUUUCUUUUCUUUUCUCAAAAUUUCCUCGUAAAUUACUCAUUCGUUCUUCUCUUUCUUUCUUGUUUUUCUUCUUUGCUCAAAGUCUUAACCCUAAUCAUCACUAUUCUUUCAUUUCUUUCUUCUUCAUCAUCGCCCCUUUUCUUCUUCUUCUUCUUCUUCUUCUUCCGUCUCUCUCAUUUGUUUUCUUUUCCCCCAAAUCUUCUCACUCUUAUGCUACUCUUAUUCAUUUUUUAUUUCUUCCGCCCCUCCUCGCCUUCUUCUCCUUCUUCUUCUUCUUAA